GCUCCGUGAGCAGGGAAAAAAAGAAGAGCGGCAGCGUCCAGUGUGAGCCACAUGCGGCUGGUGCGCCGCACAAUGAGCUGAAAACGUUCCUUUGCAACAAUGCAGUGCCGAAAAAUUGCUGCAAAUGCUGGUCACUUCAGAACCAUUGCUCCAAAAAUUGUGCCCAAGGUUACUUCAUCAACAGCGUCUUGCUCCACAUCCCAGUCAGAUAUUGCAGUAUCCAGCGUCAGCACAAAGCCUCUAGUUAUGCCAGCACAAAAUUACACAUUGAUGAAAGUACCUGGACAGAAUGGAACGUUCUCUUUUGUUGCUGUGCCACAGGUUAACUCAAUGGGGGCACCAGUCAUACAAACCACGAACACACCUCUCCAAGAAAAUCUCAAAUUACCAAUCCCAAGGUGCCAGUCUGCAAGAAAUAAGAGGUUAUGUGACAAAGUGAAAAACAUUAGUGGUCUCAAAAAGACGAAAUCUGAAAAGCUUGCAACCCACGUAACACAUGACAACCAUUCUGAAGCCAUUCCUGAAUUAAAUGCAAGUGACCUAGAGUUGGCAAAUCCCACUACCAUAUCCCCAGCGAUGGAUGUCAUUCUGGAAAGCAAUGUCAACACUCUAGGAGUGCUUUCUGUGAAUGCAUCGGACACUCUUAAAGCAAAUACUACAGCUUUAUCGUUUAAGAAAGAUAUCCCUAAAGUCUUCUGCACAAGUAGUCCCAUGAAGAUCAGCGUCGAUUCGGAGAAGGUUGCAAGCACAGUAGAGAACAGACCAAUGAUAAGAUGUGAAAGCACCAAAGUUGUGGAUUCUGCGAACGCUGUGGCCGUUCUUUCUCCGGUGAUGUUUGGCAGUCCACCUUAUCUGAUCUCAUCAGCACCUAAAGGAAAACUACCUAUUAUGCCUUACUCAAAAAUAAAAAAAUCAAUCAUUUCCAAGUGCAAACAGUCUGCAAAUAUUGAGAAGGCCACUGCUUUGAAUGCAAAAUCUGAAAUCUGCAAAGGCCAGGCCAGUGUUAAAACCUCAAAUGAUAUUUCUUUACAGGUUACUCCUGUAUCGACAACAAAUGUGUCCACACCUGAUUCUUGCCAGUCAAAUACUAAGCUGGAUACUGGGGUUCUAACAAAACCAAGCUGUGUGUCCGUAAAAAGAAGAGCAAAAAAGAGAAAGACGCCCAGUGAAAUAAUGGCUUUUCAAACAAAAAUGAGACUUGUUGGAAACAAGUUAGUAGUAUGCAAAGAUAAAGUAAAAGAUCAUGUUUUAGCUUCAAAUGCCAAGAUACCUGUGUGUACUAAGAAGUACAGAAGCAUAAUGCCGAAACCUGCUGUAGAAGUGCAGUGUCUGGCCUCCCUUGGCACAUGUGACAUGCAAUCACAACCGAUGGAUAUAUUUAGAAAUAGAUUUCAACAAAUCAGGUCUAAUCGAUGGAAGCAAGGGGAUUGUUUGAAACAAAGUCUUGAUUGCAGAAUUUUAUCUACAGCAUCCAAGUCCUGUUUCAAAUGUAAUGUGUGUGAUCGUAAUUUUCAGUUUAAGCAUCACUUGCAGGACCACUUGAACACUCACACCAACAGAAGGCCGUACCACUGUCGUUUGUGUCGCAAGUCAUAUGUCCACUCGGGAAGCCUUAGCACACACGUGAAGCUGCACCAUAGCGAAAGUCGUUUGAAGAAACUCAUGUGCUGUGAGUUCUGCGCAAAAGUGUUCGGACACAUAAGAGUUUAUUUUGGUCACCUUAAAGAAGUACACAAAGUUAUUAUCAGUACAGAAACCUCUACCAAGCAACUCGAGAAAAAAGAUAUAACUAAAGUGAAAGACGAAUUAACUCCAGAAGAAAUGGAUAAAGGCAAAAUUAAGGAGGAUCAUACCUUGUAUGGAUCUGCUGAUGAAAUCAAACUCCAAAUUAAAUGUGGCCGCUGUGAUGUCAUAAGUCCUACAUUUUCAGACAUGAAACUCCAUUUAUUUUGUGAGCAUGGAGACCAGUUUCAAGAAAGACUCCAGGAAGGAAUACUGGAGAGCCGUCAGGGCGCCCCGGAAGAAGUGGUUAAACAUGCAACUCACUACUGGAAGUUACUCAACGAAAGGAGAAACGUUUUCAAGUGUAGCAACUGUGAACAAGAGAUUUUCGGUUCUUCCAAACUGCGCAAACAUGUUUGUUUAUCUUAUCAAGAGAACACUGAGGUUGAAAGCGAUCAUGCGCCACCAAAAGAGAAAUCUGAUGAUGAAAUCAAGGAUGACCACCAUGCUUCUUCAGUGUCCAACAUGGAUGUCCAGUUCUACUGUGGGAAUUACAUGAACUGUAUAUUGUGCAAACAGGUUUUUGAAGUAAAGGAUGAACUUCUGGCUCAUUGGCAACAAAAUCACAACUGUGAGAACCCUUCACUGCUUUGGACUGUUUUCAAUCCACUUUCCAAAGAAAAGUGAAAAAUAA
This is a messenger RNA of Pelobates fuscus (common spadefoot toad), 2416 nucleotides long. RefSeq names its product zinc finger protein 438 (gene ZNF438). Gene Ontology annotation, molecular function: DNA-binding transcription factor activity, RNA polymerase II-specific; sequence-specific DNA binding. The transcript has 3 exons. Lineage: Eukaryota; Metazoa; Chordata; Amphibia; Anura; Pelobatidae. Gene Ontology annotation, cellular component: nucleus. The record is from RefSeq and is a predicted model, not a curated record. Gene Ontology annotation, biological process: regulation of transcription by RNA polymerase II. Bases 100 to 2409 code for a protein of 769 amino acids.